This is a messenger RNA of Caenorhabditis sp. 36 PRJEB53466, 315 nucleotides long. The record is from the annotation of a GenBank genome assembly. NCBI's taxonomy places the organism in Eukaryota, Metazoa, Nematoda, Chromadorea, Rhabditida, Rhabditidae.
AUGCUGGAUUUCCUGGACGUUGCACAAAACGGAUUCGCCAUCACCAUCGCCAUUCUGGUGAUUCUCAAAGCCGUCAAGUAUCUGAAGAGUGGUCCCAAGCUUAUCAAAAUUCAAACGGAGGGCAUUGUUCCCGAGCAUUCCGAAAAGGUAAUUUUGCAAAGUUUGGAAAAAAACGAAAUAUUCCGUUUUUUGCAGAUCGAUCUCCUGGACACCAUCGACGAUAUUUGCGAGAUGAACCGGUGGAUCGGACGUCGGAAACGUCAGAGGAACAAGAAGUCGUUGCGAGUGCUCGAGAAGUGGGUGGCGAAGAAGUGA